UCCACACGAAAAAUUUGUCUAAAUCACGUGACUAAACUGGCAAGAGAAGGGACAGCGGACAGUGAAUUUCUGACGAAGGUACAACUCUAUUCCGACUUUUCCAGCGGCGCACGGCUCGAAGCUCUGGGUGUAUUUGACGCCCCAUAGGUAGAAGCACACGGCAGUUGAACGGUGACAAUAUAACUACCUACGUACACAUAUAUCUAUACGUGUCGGCAUACACGUAGACAGGCACACGAAUUGGUCCUCGGUUGGACGUCACCCGAAACGCGAAACAGCGACGAGGAUUGGCGACGUCGCGACGCCUUGCAGAUUUAUUUAGAUUUAAGUAUGGACACUAAAGUCGAUGACGAGGGGCAUCGGAGUAUUAACGAUGGUGACUGGAUCUGCCCCGACUCCCAGUGUGGCAAUGUUAACUUUGCUAGACGCAAUUCUUGUAAUCGGUGCGGCAAAGACAGAGGGGAAUGUCCUAAGAAAAAAAAGUUAGGACAAGAGAUCGGCAAAGCUGCUGCGGAGAAAAGCAGGGGCUUGUUUAGUGCGGAUGACUGGCAGUGCAGCAAGUGUGGUAAUGUGAAUUGGGCACGGAGACAGCAGUGCAAUAUGUGCAAUGCUCCGAAAUUUGGUGAGGUUGAGGAACGAACUGGGUAUGGAGGCGGUUACAAUGAUCGUGGAGUUGUCGAGUACAAGGAGCGAAAGGAUGACGAUGAUGACGAAUAUGACGAAUUUGGAAGGCGGAGGAAAAAGCGAAAACUCGAAAGCAGAACUUCCGACGAGGACUCCAAGGACUCAUUUAAAUAUGUCAGCCCACCCAGAAGCAAACCGAAAGAAGAUAUCAAAAUUGAGGAGCUGAAACCAGAGGGAAACAAAGAGGCUGAUAAUGAAGAUGAGGAGGAGGAAGAAGAGGAGGAUGACGAUGAUGGCGAUUUGUCCAAAUAUGAUCUCAGUGAAUGGGACGACUUUGUUCCAACCGAAAAAACGUUAAACUGCAAAGUUACAACCUCGCGAGAUCAACGGUCAAGUCAUUCAACUUUUUACAGAAACGGUGGUGAAAGACUGGACUCUGGCACAUCCAGCCAAUAAAUGGCUGGACAGGACAGGUUUGGUCUGGAUUUUGGGUAUAAACUUGAUUACAAAAGACAAACUUUAUGUCUGAAUUGAUAAAGAGAUUCGCUAUUCGCACUGAUAUCUUUUUUUCUAGAAAACGAUUAACUUACAAAUAAUAAACGGUCUGGCGAAUCUUUUAGAUUGAACAAAAAGUACAAAUGCAAAAUUUAUUUUUUGUUUUCCAGAUGACACAAUACGCGACAAGAGUUGCUGAGUACCGAUGAGCGAUCAUUGCUGUAAGGUGUGGCACAGUGAUUUGAAAAUGGCAACGCCUGAUCCUGUGCCACUCGAAAUAAUGUUAAAAACGAGAAUGAACAGCACAUCCAGCACUCGUUAAUACCAUAGCAGAGACACGUUUACUGGUUGCCACCUCACAAUCAAGUUUGCAGUCUUAGAUAAGCCUUUAUAUCUACUAAAACCAAACCAUUUUAUUCCACCGAGUGAUUUAUGACUUUUUUAUUCUCUUCAUUUGGAUCCUUUUUUCUCAUGAUAACUAUUGGGUCAUCGUCCUGCGCCUUAGAACAUUAUAAAUGCUAAUAUCACGAACUCGAAUUGCUUGAAUCAAGCCAAUAGUACCUAAUUAAAUAAGCGGGGAAUACAAACCCUCCUUGCGAUAUCCCAUUGCAGUAAUGAAGUUGAAAAAAACAAGAUCGGUUACAUAAUGAAAUAUUACAGACCUGUGGUCAAUUUGAUACAGAAUUGCAUAAAACAUAAUUCGAAAUUACUCAAAACGUCGUUUUGAUAAAGAUUAAUUUUUAGUAUUAUUAUAAAUAACGAUCUAUCAACUCGCACACAGUCACAUACAAAACAAUAAAGACAUUUGUCGUUGAUUACAAUGAUGAUACCGUCCCAGUUUACGACACGGGUGAAAAAAAAAAAAAAGAAAAUUACCAUCCGCAGGCAAUUACUAAUUAAAUCCGAUGAUUUAUGUCCUC
Messenger RNA from Neodiprion fabricii, 2039 nucleotides. Its product is annotated as zinc finger Ran-binding domain-containing protein 2. Lineage: Eukaryota; Metazoa; Arthropoda; Insecta; Hymenoptera; Diprionidae. The transcript has 7 exons. Gene Ontology annotation, biological process: RNA processing. The coding region runs from base 331 to 1080 and encodes 249 amino acids. Gene Ontology annotation, molecular function: RNA binding; lipopolysaccharide binding. The record is from RefSeq and is a predicted model, not a curated record.